This is a messenger RNA of Athalia rosae (coleseed sawfly), 1988 nucleotides long. RefSeq lists its product as uncharacterized. Lineage: Eukaryota; Metazoa; Arthropoda; Insecta; Hymenoptera; Athaliidae. Bases 1478 to 1795 code for a protein of 105 amino acids. The transcript has 3 exons. The record is from RefSeq and is a predicted model, not a curated record.
AUGAUAAUUAUUAUAAGAAGAUGGUUUCCGUUGACGUCUGUGUUCAAAAGUCAAGACUUAUUUCGUAACCACGUAAAUCUCUCUAUAUACCUAUCCGACUUAUAUUAGAGACCCGUUCACGUGCUGGAGAACGACCCUAAGACAUGGACGUGAGUCGGAAAAUUCAGGGUGGAUAUCUUACCUCAGAGAAAAGCGCUUGGUAAUGCAAAAAUUUAGGGUCUGACUAUCUCCGGUAUGCGUUCUUCUGCGUGUAAGGGAUAGCUGAGGCUUAUGAGAACUGCGGGAAUUAAAAUGAAAAUGGCAAAUUUCGCACCGUCCAUACAUAUGCCAGCCGAAUCUGAAUCGGCUGUAUUUGGAGUGAACGAUCUAAUAGAGAACAAAUGUGGGCAGGGGGUAAGAGAAAACAAAAAAAAAUAAAGAGACAAAAAUUAAAAAAAAACUGGUAAGAAAAGGGGGAAAAAAGUGAGAGAUGUUAUUGCGACGGAGCAGCUCGUCACGUCGGAGCUAUUCGUCAACGUUUCUCGAUCCCAACUCGUCGCCAUGUGUGCGUUUAUUGUAGGUGUGUGGGGUGUAAGGUAAACGUUAGUAUUUACGGUCACGCCGCGUUUUUGCUAUGCGGUUAUUCAAAAAUACAGGAUAUCCCUGUGUGAGCUGUAUUAUACACGUAAAAAGACGUGUAUUAUUCUUAUUCACAGCACAGUGCAUACUAAGGAAUUUUUCGGAUAUAGUGGAUCACAAGCUGCUCCUAUAUACUGUGAACUCUGCUGGUAUGCUGAUGAUCCGUGUUCUAUAAAGGCUGUGAGAAAACUUUUUACAUUCUGAAUCGCAAUGAGACAGCAGAUAUAAAUAAAUUCAUCUCAUAUAUCGUGACAGGUUUCGACUUUAUGCAGGUUUUAGAACGUAAAAUUAUAUGGCAGCCUCUGCACCUGAUGGAAGGUUGCAGUGUGCGAAAAAAAAGUUUGCGAAUUUCUUUUUCAGCCCCCAACCUCCGGUUCGGCGACUCUACCGUGCUUAUUGAUGAUCCCAAGUUUAUUUCGCGUCUAGCUCGAACGUCGCAUCGUAAAUCUUCGCUGCUGCAAAGCUGCUGGGGAGUUGAAAAAAAAAAAAUAAAAAAGCUAACUAUAGCGUACUCUCAUCUGCACCCGUGUCGCACAGGUUUGAUAGCGAUCGAUUCCAGGCGCAAAAAUACACCCGGACAGCACAGGUACAGAUUUAAUUUAAAUUCGCGCGAAAGACAGUGCUGCUAACGUGGCGAAGAGAGAAGUUAACUUUGCCGCCGUGGACGCGAGUUCAAUUGUUUUCAAGCGGGCCAGUGUAGUUCGCCGUUAUGAAUUUUUGUAAAUGGUGCGGAGAUAGCAUUCGAAUUUAUAAAAAGUUUCGGCCGGUUUGUGAGUGAUUUGAAGACUGUUAGUUCUCAAAUUGGAUAGUGUCCGUAGCGCAGGAUGUGGGAGUGAAAAAAUCCGGGCUUCAGAUAAUAAUGUUCUUGCUGGGUGAUCAGCCAGCAGGAAGGCAGAGACAUCCGGGUAAAAUCCAAGACCCCCGAGACUUGGGAACCGGCUCGGGCCCGGUCUUGGUACAGGCAGCGAUGGGUGUAAGAAAAGUUCAUCAAAGAAAUGAUACGGGUGUUAUGCCCUUGGCAGCUGAUAGUCCAAAUGUCAGCCAUAUUAGUCUGGUGCACUCCACAAACAGCAGGGGGAGUUCUCUCCAAUUCUCGACAUUUCUUUCACAUUUCACCCUGGCUCUUCCUGGAAAUGCCAGAAGGUGCUGCUCUCAGGGGAAACCAGGGAUUAACUGAGCGCGGCAUCCGCUACGAGGGAUUCAAAUGCCUGAUGACCCAUGGGGUUGUUCGUUCCAUUUUCGUGUACACCUUUUCUUCUUUUCAGGCACAUUAUAAUUCUCAUGUUCUUCAAAAGAAUUUUUACGUGUAUAUAAAUAUAUUAAAAUUAUGUUGUCAUUUAAUUGCUUGCAUACAAUAAAUUUGGCUAUAA